Cuculus canorus (common cuckoo) is the source of this 8217-nucleotide messenger RNA. It is a transcript of the gene ABLIM2, whose product is annotated as actin binding LIM protein family member 2. Bases 490 to 2526 code for a protein of 678 amino acids. Lineage: Eukaryota; Metazoa; Chordata; Aves; Cuculiformes; Cuculidae. The record is from RefSeq and is a predicted model, not a curated record. Gene Ontology annotation, molecular function: actin filament binding. The transcript has 22 exons. Gene Ontology annotation, cellular component: actin cytoskeleton. Gene Ontology annotation, biological process: cytoskeleton organization; lamellipodium assembly.
CAUGCACCAGGGAGACACAAGAACUGCCUGGGCUGGGGGAGGAUGGUUAGAGGGGUUUCCCGCUUACCUCAACCCCUAUUUUUAAUUUUGUGGCCAGGCAGUUUGCAAUUUUUCUUUCUCUAUCCCUUUUUCCCGAAGUGCCCAGCACCAUCCCGCAGUGCCUCUGGAAGGUGACAUCUCCCAGUGCAAACGUGGCCAUUGCUGGCAUAUCCUGCGUCCGGUCUCUCUGGAAUCCUGCCAGUAGUGGCCCAUCUUGUGGACGUGACAAUAUUUAGGCUUCUCCAGGGCUGGACUCGCCUCCUGCCUGUGCGUGGGUGCUGCAGGAGUCAUCUGACCCCUGGGCACAUUGGUGUUGGAGCAUCCCCGUGACAGCACGCUGCCACAGCUCCUGCUCCCCCACCGUGACAACAGAGCUCCCCAACGCAGGUGGGACACGCAGCAACGGUGCUUCUGGUGGCACUUCCCCUCUCGAAGGGAAUUCACGUGGGAAUGCCGGAGGAUACAGUUUCACAACCCCAAAGUGUGCAUAGCCAACUGGAGAAGCCAUCAAGUACUGCAAUUCUCUGCAAUAACUGUGGAAACCCAUGCAAAGGAGAAGUUUUGAGAGUUCAGAACAAGUAUUUCCAUAUUAAGUGCUUUGUUUGCAAAGCUUGUGGAUGUGACCUGGCUCAAGGAGGAUUUUUUGUGAGACAGGGAGACUACAUCUGUACUUUGGACUACCAGAGACUCUAUGGCACACGGUGCUUCAGUUGUGAUGAAUUCAUUGAGGGAGAAGUGGUCUCAGCACUGGGCAAAACCUAUCACCCAGACUGUUUUGUGUGUGCUGUCUGCAGGCUGCCUUUCCCUGCAGGUGACCGCGUAACAUUUAACGGGAAAGAGUGCAUCUGCCAGAAAUGUUCCCUGCCCCCUGCCAGCAACACUGGCUCUUUCCCCGUACAGAACCUGCGAAAUUGUGGAGGCUGUGGUUCAGAAAUAAAAAAUGGGCAGUCAUUGGUUGCCUUGGACAAACACUGGCAUUUGGGCUGUUUUAAAUGCAAUACAUGUGACAAGCUACUGAAUGCAGAGUACAUCAGCAAGGAUGGCAUUCCAUACUGCGAAACGGACUAUCAUGCAAAGUUUGGUAUCAGAUGUGACAAUUGUGAAAAGUAUAUCACAGGAAGAGUGCUCGAGGCAGGAGAAAAACAUUAUCACCCAACCUGCGCACGAUGUGUCAGGUGCAAUCAGAUGUUUGCAGAAGGAGAAGAAAUGUAUCUUCAAGGUACAUCCAUUUGGCAUCCGGUUUGUAGACAGGCUGCAAAGGCUGAAGAAAAAAACAAGGAAACAAGGACUUCAUCUGAGAGUAUUAUUUCUGUACCUGCUUCAAGUACAUCAGGUUCCCCAAGCCGUGUGAUCUAUGCAAAGCUUGGAGAUGAAAUUCUUGACUACAGGGAUUUGGCUGCUCUUCCUAAAAAUAAAGCCAUCUAUAACAUUGACCGCCCAGAUAUGAUCUCCUAUUCUCCAUAUAUCAGUUACUCUUCAGAUGACAGGCAUAGUUACGGGGAGUCACCUCAGUUGCUCUCUCCAACACCUACUGAGGGUGACCAAGAUGACAAAUCUUUCAAGCAGUACAGGACAUCAAGCCCUAGCUCUGCUGGCUCACUGGGCUAUGGUCGCUACACUCCAACCUCCCAUUCUCCUCAGCAUUACAGCAGACCAGCUGGUACUCAGAGUCUUGGUACCAGUAGCUGCAUCUCCCUGCCCCAACACCCAAGCCCUACAUCUACAUUCAGACAUCAUUACAUCCCUUUCUUCAAAGGCAGUGAAAGUGGUCGGAGCACUCCAAGCUUAUCCAUGUACUCAGACAGCAAAUCUUCACCUUCUGUCUAUCAGCAGGCUCCUAGGCAUUUCCAUAUUCCAGACACUGGCGUAAAAGAUAACAUCUAUAGGAAACCUCCUAUCUACAAACAGCAUGCAGCAAGAAGGUCAGAAGGGGAGGAUGGAAGCUUGGAUCAGGACAGUAAGAAGCUAAAGACCAGUUGGCUUAUUCUGAAAGGAGAUAUGGACACCAGAACUAAUUCCCCGGAUUCAGACACCAGGUCCCUGUCACUCACUGCGGGAAGCGACAGAGAAAAUUUCCUGAGGGCGCAGGAGGGCAUGACUGCCGGCUACUCCCGAUUUCCAUAUUCUAAAUCUGCUUCUCUACCUGGCUAUGGAAAGAAUGGCUUACAUCAGCCUGAAAAUAUGGGCCAAUAUGAAACAGACCAGGAGGCGAGCUGGGGGAUGAAAGAAUACAAGGUAAGAAGGGCUUUUCCAACACUGGAAGAACAAUCAGAUUCAGCACUUCCUAGCAAGAUUUAUCCUUAUGAAACACUUAUUGUAACAAACCGUGUUCGUGUGAAAUUGCCUAAGGAUGUGGACAGGACCAGGCUGGAGAGACAUUUGUCCCCUGAAGAGUUCCAGGAAGUCUUCAAAAUGAGCAUUGAAGAAUUUGAUCGUCUGGCACUUUGGAAGCGGAAUGACCUGAAGAAAAAGGCCCUGCUUUUCUAGCCCUUCCCAGAUAAAAUAUGUGCUUAAUCAAAACAAAAAUAGUCUUGCCAGAACUCUCACAUGCUCUUGCUGUUGAACCAUUGUCCAGCUUCAUUGUGUUAGUUUGUGUCAGGGGAAACAGGACAGAUUAGAUGGCAACAUGUUGGAAUACAGAGAAUUUGCUAAUCGUGCAUGACCAGAUGGUACUGUCAGUAACUCCUGGUCCUACCCAGUUUACAACACGCAAAAAAUCUAGCUUUGAAUUUGUUGUUGCUCACAGUUAUUGCUUGAUGCAAAUGGAAAUCAUGGAAGGAAGAGAAAAAAAUGUAGCUGUGACAAAGGAAAUGCAUCCAACAUUUUGUUCCAUUAGGUUUUACGACACAAUUUUUGCAAGACCAAGGAAGUAAUGAAUACAAAAUUCUCCAAUGGGGGAUCACAUGCUAUUAAAAAUAUGGUAAAAGCCAAAGAAAAGCAUGUCCACAAGCAAUUAUUGCAAAUGUUUAUGUAUGGUACUUUUUAAGAAUGAAAGCUAAAAUAUGGAAGCACCUUAAUUCUACUUCUUAUACUUUAGACACAGCCUACUCUCUGAAAGGUCAUAUUUGUCUAGAAGGUAACUAGCUAUCUUUAAUUACAACACAAGAGUUUUUAUUUUAUUAAGAAUAUAUUGUGACAUAAAACAGUUAUAAUGACUAAAAUGUAUAGAGACCUACUUAAAAAUUUAGUCCCAUUCAUCAGGAAAACUGAAGCCUUAUACAAAACUGGUUUAAGGAUGUGGUGCCAGUUAACUAUGUUUUCCUACUAGUUUGGGGUGUUUGGAGAACUUUUUUUUUACAUUUCAUGCUGAUAAAAAUACCAUGUAAUCUUAAUUAUAUGUAGAUAGAUAUAUCUACCUAUGAAAUAAUUAUUUUCAUUAAUAUCUGUCCUAAGUACAGACAUUCUUACUUUCUCCACUUUCUGCCUUUACAUAGUAAACCAUGAGAACUGUGAUGGCAACUGUUAGGUGUGGAAAUGGAACAGUUCAGCAUAAAAUGUAACAAAAAAAGCUUGAUGUGCUCUAUCUAUAAUACAUCCAAUUAUAAUCAAAUGUAUAAAACCCUCAUGCAUUACUAUUUGCAUGUUUCUAUACAAAUCAAUUAGAAAAAACAAACUAUGUGAUACUGGUGCACUACCUUGAAACUAUCUUAAAUAACAAGCAAAGCUAACAAAAUCUAAGCAUUUGAUAUGAGCGUUAGACCUUUAUAUCUCUUCCAGCUGAAAGACUGUAUUAACUUGAAUAAUUUCAUAUGGUCAGAAGUAUGGUUGCUGACAAAGAAUGUUUUAAAGUGAGUUGCUAGUUUUGCGUGAUACUAAAAGAGCAUUACAAAAAGUAUGUUUUUCAGCCAUGUGUCAGUAUUCUGCAUUUUUACUGCCUUGAAUGUUUGUACUCACUUCGUACUUCACUGUGUCUUUUUGCAUUUCCUUAAAGUAACUGGUUAAUAAAUGCACUACAACACACUGUUUAAAUUGACCCAGCAUUGGAAAAAACAUAGCGUUGCACAUGCCUUCUUCCAACUAACUUUCGAAGUCCAUGCUGUUGGAAAUAAAUAUUUUCUCAUGACCUAAAUGUUUUGUCUGAUGAUACAAAUGUUUUAAAAAGUCAUUAAAACAAAGACAUAACUGAAUAACUUUUCUAAUGUGUGUAUAAUUUUUAGAUUGUACUGCUGCUAUGGAUAGGGUCUUCCUAUUAACAUAAAUAAUAUGUGAUUUGCAUUAGUUUUGCUCAGUGAGGAAAGCAUUAUGUGUAGCUCUGAAUGUCAAGUUACGGUAAAGUUGGUCAUGAUUUAAACAAUCCAUCUACCAACUGGCACAUCUCACCAAGCAAAAAGUGCUUCACUGGUGAUGUUCAGUCUACAGAACUAUUGGUCAGUCUUAACUGAGAGCUUCUGGUCACCUGUAGACUGUAUCCAUAAUGCUUUUCAGUCUCAGAGUAACUUAUUAUGUUUUGCCUGUGCAUGUAAACUGGCAGCAUAUUGAAAUGGGACAGUUUAAAAUGUGAUCAUCAAAGUCCAUCAGUAAUAUAAAAAUCUAAAUCCAGGAAAACAAUUGAUUGGAGAAUCAUGAUGAGUAAUUUUGAUGUUGGUGAAGACUACUCUUCUCAUCUCCACCUUCCUGGGACAUCCAAUUGAUUACAGGCAUCUUCUCCAUGAGUAAAAAAUCGCAGGUUGAUCAAAGAAAUCCAUGUACAGGUGCAGAUCAUGUUCAAUGUGGAUCUUCAUGAAUAAUUUGAAAAUUGCUUAACUACAGCAACUAUUGUACCAGUGUAGGACUCAAUGUAUGCUGCAAGGAAAGUGUUCAUUACUAAGCAAAAAAUGCUCAACAGCUCCAUGCUGCUGUAUUGCAUUAUGCAGGUGUAUAGCUGAUGAGGACAGUGAGAGUAUGUGAGCUCUUUUUGACUUAUUUAUGCUAUUUUGAGCUAGUUAGUCUGUUACAAUAUCUACAGCCUUAAAAGUGUCUCUUGAAGAUCCUUUACUUACCUGAGCUAAAUCAGAUAAAACUCUUGUUUUGCAUACCCUCAUGCAAGCAUUUUAGCUUAUGAAUAUCAGUUCUUAUCACAAUGCAUAACUGUACCUAGAAGUGGUACCCCAUCAUCUAUCUACAUUUGCUUACAAGUCAGUUUGUCAUUCUGUGCCCCCUUUCUUAGUCAGUGAAAAGAAAAAAAAAAAGCACUUCAAUCACAUCCUGAUGUUCAAAACUAGUUACAUGAAUUGCACCUAUUAUAUUUCUGUUCACUGAAUACAAAUAAAGCCAAUCCAACUGCAGGAAUAUACAUUGCAAGCUAUCUUAGAUGAAAUUGAUUCUGUGCCCGCAGUCUAUAAGUGAAAAUAAUAAGCCAGAUUUUACCAAGUUGGUGGAAUAGCAGUCUUGCAAACACUGGCAGUUACCAAAUCACUUCCAAGCCAUUAGGAUGGUCCUUUCAAUUACACAGGUGUCACAAAAUGCUGUCACAUAGUAAUUCUUUGUGUUUACUAUACUGUUCACCAAACAGGGAUGCAUUUAAUGCCAAGCACACAAAAAUGUUUUACAAGACAGUCAGUUUAUCCACUUAACGUUCCUACUACCAGCCAAAACCGCAAAGGAAUUUUGGCUUCCAUACACAAAACCUUUCCUGACGUUCAAUGAAGAAAUACUCAUGUGUCCUUAUUCUAGAAAUGAUCUGUAGAUGCCUGUUCUGUGCCCAGGUGGUGUUACUCAAUUAUGUGUUCUGUUUUUCCAUUUAUACAUGUUGGUAUAUCACUCUGUAUUUAAAGCAUCUGCUAUCAUACGGUGUAGGGACCUAUUAAUUAUGCUUUCAAGCCCAACUGAAUUCUCAUUUAUAAUACGAUAUUGUAUGCUGAAUUUGGCACCAGCCAAAUACAUCAGUGUAAAAGGGCUAUGAAUUGAGUAGUCUUGUAGUUUACUUCACUGCUACAUUUCCUGUACAUCACCUAGACUCCAUAAACCAGAACAUGACAUAGCUGAGACUACAACAUUUCUGUUUUUAAAAUGUACCAUAUUUUCCACAUUUAUAAACUGGAAAUAUGAAUUUUAGUUAUGUAGUCUUCUUUUAGGAGCUUAGAGCAUCCUGUUAAAUAAAUGUGAAUAGACUAAUGUGAAUAAUCAAUGUUCUGGUUUAUUUCUAGAGUUCCACAUGCUACUUCUAAAUAGCAUUAUGAAAUGGAAAAUGCAUUUCAGAGUAAUAAGAUAGAUCUUUGCCAGAGUAUUCUGAUAGUGUGAUCCAGCAUUGGCAGUAAUGAACUGAAAGUCUCAAUAAAUCAUAAGCUGUUUUUUAGAUAAUGCUCAUUCAUGUUAUUAAGAUACUGUUCCAUAGUCCUGUUUUCAAGGAAAUACUGUCUUCCAGCAUUUUUGUUAAGUAUGGAUAUGGCUAUGCAGCUCAAAAGAAUCACCCAUAUGUAUACAAGAAACAAGGGAAUUUUGUCAGAGAUUCAUUUUCAUAUUUGGGUCCGAUGUGUGUGUCUCAGCUGUUCAUGACAGCCCUGAUAUAUGACUUAAUCCUCACCUCAUGUAUUUUAAAGAAGGCAUGUCUCAAACAGAGCAGUGAAAGAGCCAACUUAUUUCGUCAUCAUAGUCUUUGAGAGAAAGGAUUUUUGUGGUUGCUGAGGAAUAUCUGAUCAAUAAUUCCAGAUUAGGAAAACAGGCGUGCCAAAUUACCAUCUGAGCUGGCUCAGAAAGCUGGACAUUUUUUUCUGACCUUCUGCUAUUUCUUUUCCUUGAGAUUUAGGGGAGAAUUCUAGAAACUGGAAUUGCAGAAACAAGGAAAUAUAUAGUUGUGAGAAACUACCUGGAAAGUAAUAACUUUCUAAGUCUAAGCCCAUUUUACAUGAAGAAAAAAGAUAGAGUUCAGACUGAGAGAGAUACCUUGUCUUACAUUCCUCAUUUUGAUUGGGAACCAUCUAUUUAACAUUAACAUAAAUGUGACUGAGCCAGAACAUUAAUUUUAUUAGCCUUUUCACAGAUCUGUAAGAAAAUGCCGUUUGCUAUUUACAGAUGAGCUAGGUGAGACUGCAGGCACUGCCAUCUGUGUGGUGCAUGGGCUCCAGGGUGUCCUUCUAUUCUCCUGUCCCUUUGACUCAUGUGUGAGGGAAAAGGAUCAUGGUGUUCUAAGUUUCCUAAGAUCUAGACUGACCCUUUACAAAUGUGAUUACUUGAUAGCUCAGAGGCACGGCAACCAUUUUUCAUGUAUCUUGAGUAUCUGAAAUAAAGAUAAAUGGUUUUAGUAUCACAAUAUCAAACGGCAAUCUUCUCGUAUAUGUAAAAUUAUACUGGAGGCUUGCAUUUCUUCUUCAUAUCCAGGCUGCCUCUGAGGUAUGGCCAAAUCCUCACAGGCUCAUGGAAGGUGCUAGCUCUGGUUUUUGGAGUCUUUGUACCUCUUCUCACUUCUUCUGUUCUGUGAAAAGCCAUGUUAGAACAGGUGGUACUCAGUAAAAAUGCACACCUCUGAAACAGUAGAUCUCAGUAGUUUACUUCUCUGGUAACGAAGCAUAUGAAGCAAAUUCAAGUUUGUUGGGUUAUUAGGGUUGGUUAUUAUUUCUUCCUCACAACCAUGAUCUCUGAGAGUUGAAGCUAAGAAAAGUAAGUAGUUUUGAGCUUUUUCUAAAUGCUCUUCCUUGAUGAUUUUGCAUGUUUUCCUCCUACCACUCCAUGUUUGACCUCUUGACUACCAUGCACCCAAAUAUUUUGUGGGUAGUUUUUUUGAGUUUGGUUUUGGUCUUUUUUAACUGAUUGAGUAAAUCUGUGCAGUAUUCAAGCAGUUUGGACCAGCCAGUAGUCCUGCCAUGCCAGACUGCUCAAUGGCAGCAGCUCCAGAGUCACUGGUAGGAAAACAAAAACAGGCAAAGCAACAUGUCUCAUGUAUUUAAAUGUAUAUGAUUCAAGGCUUAAAGGAAGAGGGCACUGUCUCAGCUAUGAUGUGUUUACUAUUUGCCGGAAGUCUGAAUAUCCUUGAUUUCUUUUACUGAAUCUUUUUACAUUUGUGUCCGGAAUAAUUUGCUGUUGACCUUUUUUCUCCACAUGCUAUUGUGGACUCCUUCAUUACAUCCUCUAGCUCAUCUUUUCACUAAAAAUUGCAAUGUUUUCAAUUUCUUUUGAGAUUAAAACCUUUUUUGCCUUUGGUAAUUCUUCUGCAAGUUCCUCUCUGUCCAUUGUACCUUGUAUUCAGGAGGUGAUCUAACAGAA